UCCUCUUUACCCUGAUGGGUAGCAUUGCCACAACCUCGUUCAAACCACAAUUACUUGACCGAUGGAGAUAGUUUACUAUAUCCACGCUAAUCAUCACAAUAUGCGCUGACACGGCCAUUGCGGUGUCGAUGCGCUUCUACUUGAAGGCGACCGAAUCGGGCAUCCAUCAAACUUCACGUGUGAUAGAUCGGAUGGUUGUCUGCAUCAUAGCGACGGGCGCAAUAACUAGCAUAUUCGCACUCGCUUCUGGUGUUGCUUUCAUUGUCUCGUCCACAACCUAUCUUUGGCUGGCACUUUUCAUGAUCGAGUCUGGCUGUGAGUAUAUUUCACUCUUAGCAGCACUGAAUGCUCGUGCUAAGUUCUCUCAUGAACUGCAACAUCCAGGAUCAGCGGCCGGUUUAGAAGUGUCAUUGAGUAGAUUUGGCGUACGACAGCUGCACACCUAACGAGAUUCAGAGAUAGGUGGAUAAUGAUUGUUCUCAAGGAAACGCAGGAGGCUGAUGGCGAAGGGUUGAUGAAAAGACUUGGAUGGAGCUCUAUGUGGACCUUACACUUCAACGAUUCAUUUUGAACAGUAGGGGAACAUUUGUAUGCUUAGUGAUGUUGGGAUUC
Molecule: messenger RNA, 612 nt
Organism: Pisolithus orientalis
Lineage: Eukaryota; Fungi; Basidiomycota; Agaricomycetes; Boletales; Pisolithaceae
Exons: 9
Coding region: 129-446 (105 amino acids)
Source: RefSeq, a predicted model, not a curated record